Molecule: messenger RNA, 771 nt
Organism: Penicillium antarcticum
Lineage: Eukaryota; Fungi; Ascomycota; Eurotiomycetes; Eurotiales; Aspergillaceae
Gene: cdc31
Product: putative cell division control protein Cdc31
Exons: 2
Coding region: 1-771 (256 amino acids)
Biological process (GO): spindle pole body duplication
Cellular component (GO): mitotic spindle pole body; half bridge of spindle pole body
Molecular function (GO): calcium ion binding; microtubule binding
Source: RefSeq, a predicted model, not a curated record
AUGGCCUCCGGCCAACCUUUCGCGUCGCGCUCGUACGCUGGCACGAAAAUGCCCGACCGCUCAGUCAACGCGAACGCCAUGCCCUUCAGCGCCUCAUCGUUCUCCCGGCAUCGCGGCCUCGCCAAUCCCAAUACUGGUGAUUUCGCCGAUGGCCCCAAGCAAAAUCAGCAGAAUGCGCAGCCCGCUACGAACGCGCAGUCUCACGGGCCUGCGCAGGAUGCUAAUCCGCUUAAUCGUUUGACCGAGGAGCAGAGGGAGGAGAUUAAUGAAGCGUUCACCCUCUUCGACCUCGACCGCGACCGCCACCUAGACUACCACGAACUCCGCGUCGCCUUCCGCGCUCUAGGAUUCACCCUAAGCAAACAAGAGCUUAUCUCUCUCCUAACAACAUACGGCGUACCACGCCCGCAAGUACAAGCUCAACAAGCCGCGGGCCAAUCCCAAAACCCGCAAGCCGCACAGUCAAACAAGGGCCCCGUCUCGAACCCGCAACACCCGUCCAACCUGCUUAUGCCGUUAUCUUCUUUCCAGGCUGUCACCGCGUUGAAGAUUCUUGAGCGGGAUCCACGUGAUGAGAUCCUGCGCGCUUUUGAAUUGUUCGAUGAGGGGGCUAAGGGCUUCAUUGAUCUUGAGGAUUUGAGACGUGUUGCCCGAGAAUUGGGUGAGACAGGGCUUGAGGAGGAAGAGUUACGCGCUAUGAUUGAGGAGUUUGAUCUUGAGGGGGUUGGUGGUGUUACUCGUGAGGCUUUUGUUGGGAUUUGUUGGCAAUAG